Molecule: messenger RNA, 537 nt
Organism: Ostertagia ostertagi
Lineage: Eukaryota; Metazoa; Nematoda; Chromadorea; Rhabditida; Trichostrongylidae
Source: the annotation of a GenBank genome assembly
AUGAAGGUCGCAGAAGCACUGCUGAAUCCUCUGGGUGAAGACGAUGACGACUUCGAAUGCAAUUUCCUUAUCGACAAGAAUAUUGCGACGGGUCUCGCAAUUGUCGACGAGACGUACGACAAAUGCCCGGAGCUUAUGAUGGACCGAUUCAAAGAUCCAAAUUAUGUUCCGGUUUAUUCAGAAGACAGCAAGAAUCAUGGCCAUGAUGGAGUACUGGUUGGCUCGGCCGAAGGCAUCAAUCCGCGCAACGUUCCCAUACAACCAGUACACCUAAGCAGCGCAACGCCGGUUUUCAGCCCGAAUCCGCAACGUCCAUAUACCGCAUUCGACCUAUCUGACGGUUUCACCUCAUCACCUCAGCUGUACUGUGGUCCACAUUUGGGAAAGGUGGACGAGGAAAUGGAUAAAUCGCGAACGGAUUCCGUAAAGAGUACGGUGGAAAGUGUGGAUGAAAAUGAGAUUCCGGAACUGUUCAGAAAGGAGCUUAACGGUAGCACAAAAUCAAACCAAAAAGAUGUUAAUGGAGAGCCUAAGUGA